AUGGAAGAUAAAGAUGCAGUUGGAAAGGGUCUCACAGAAAUGGCUCUGUUGGGAAUGCUUGAUCAAUAUAUUCUUGGAGGAGUUAUUGAAAUAACUCAGACCCAAGUGAAUGUUGAUAACAACAAAAACAAAGUUGUUUUUACAAUAACUGAUAUGAGUCUCCAAAGGGAAUUACCUUUGUUAUCUUCGUCUAGCUUGAAAGUUGAAAUGACCCAAAACUCACAAUAUUUUGAGUUUGAUAAGUUUAUAUGGAAAGCUGAAAUUCCAAGUCUUAUUGAAAUCACAGCUGGCCAAGCAGGGUGGUACUCUGAUGGUUGUGGUAAGUGUACAAAAAGUGUUUCUCUUCAAGAUGGAAAGCUGAAGUGUUAUGCAAAUCACGUAACAGCUGAACCGGUCCCAAGGUACAAGCUUGAAGUAUUGGCUAUAGAUGGGAAAUUCAAGGCCAGGUUUAUCUUUUGGGACAACGACUGUGCCGGUGAAGAUAAUCCCCUAGAAUUCCCUUAUGAACUUGAUGCAAUAUUGACAAAAGAGUUGGCCAUUAGAGGUGUUUUUCAUCCAAAAUAUGGCAAACUUUCUGUUAUUGGCUUCAAAGACGAUGAAGAAUCACAUUUGCAGUUGACCAACACGGAGAUAAAAUAUUUGACACUUAUUGAGAUUGAGAAUUUGUUACAAUCAAAUCGAAAAAGUUGGCAUAAAUUUAAGGCUAUGCCUUAUCUAGAUUCAUAUGUCACAAGAAACGUUGACAACAAAUUGAUUCAUGAUGAACGUGAUUACAAUGCUGAUACUGAAAGACAAAAUUUCCAUGAGCUUUUUUGUGCCCUUACAGGACAAGAGAAAGAGUAUCUAAGUUUCGAUUCAAUUGAUAGAACAAAUACAAGUUAUAGUGAAGCGUAUGAAGUGCUAACUCUAGAAUUUCUUAGUAAACUGAGAACAUCAUGUCUACCAAAUCAUAAGAUCAAAUUGAAGGUCGGUACCCCUAUUAUGGUAAUGAGAAAUUUGGACCAGUUUGAAGGGUUGUGCAAUGGAACAUGA
Lathyrus oleraceus (garden pea) is the source of this 1032-nucleotide messenger RNA. RefSeq lists its product as uncharacterized. The transcript is spliced from 8 exons. The record is from RefSeq and is a predicted model, not a curated record. Bases 1 to 1032 code for a protein of 343 amino acids. Lineage: Eukaryota; Viridiplantae; Streptophyta; Magnoliopsida; Fabales; Fabaceae.